This is a messenger RNA of Colletotrichum truncatum, 354 nucleotides long. RefSeq lists its product as uncharacterized. NCBI's taxonomy places the organism in Eukaryota, Fungi, Ascomycota, Sordariomycetes, Glomerellales, Glomerellaceae. The record is from RefSeq and is a predicted model, not a curated record.
AUGAGACAAUUCUUGGCGAAAGCUUCUCACAACCUUGGCCUUGUCGGUCGCCCACCCAUCACGGCUAGGACACCAGCCAUCACGAUCGCUUCAGCACAAAUAUCUACCGCCUCAACGGCACCGAAAAGCGGAAACACUACACAAACUGAUCGGAACCAAGCUCAAGGUACUGAGGAUCACAAACGGUCUCAUACAAUCAAGAAGCACAAGUCUAUGGCCGAGCUAGACGAAGAGCUGCGCUUGAAACUUGAAGGCAUGUCAGGCGAGGGAGGUGCCGCUGGUGUUGAGUAUGAGAAUGGAAAGGCGGAAGGUUUAAAAAGGGGGGUCAAGUCGAAUAUGUUCCGGGUCAUCUGA